CCGCAAUAUGAAUAGAGAAUAAAAAUAGUUCUAUGAGUCUAAAAUGCUAGCGCAACGCUCCAUCUUGGCACAAUUAUAUUUUAAACCCACGUCCAGUUAAAAUUGCGAGCGACACGCCGCAACAAGUUCCUCGGAUUUAGCCCCUGUCGGUCAUCAUUUCCCAGUGCCUCCACCCGCUGUAACCUCACUUCCAGAGUACCUCGACAUUAUUGCCAUGACGCAUCCUCACACUGUUUACACCCGGUCAAGGUGCCGGCCAAGUCCCCAAUGGAUCUAACACAGGCCACGAUAUCGUUCCUCUUCCUCUAAGCUGCCUAGUUCCGCAUCCACAACUUCCAGCCAAACGACGACCUCGACCUCGACAACAUCAAGCCGCACAAACUACGUCGAGCCAUAGUUCUGAAGAUGGCUCCUCACAUUCUCAUUCAAAAACAAUUUUGACAGGAGUUGGUGUUGGGUUGGGUGUCGGGGUCGUCAUAUUGGGAUUGCUGGUAGGGUUCCUGCUAAUGCGACAGCGCAAGGCGAGAAACGGCGUGCCUCCGUACAAUGCUCCUAUGCCGAUGCAGCUUCAGCCCCCGGCCUCAUUUGCACAGAGUCAGAAGUUUUUUGCACCACAGGAGCUGGGCUCACAGGAUCCGCGGGUAUUUGCAGAGUUGCAAGGCAGACCUGAUCCUUGAUAGAUUUAUAAAGGUAGACCUAGGUGUCCACGCUCAGUACUAUGAAAUAAGAAUCUCAGUACUGUUAAUUAACAACAACAACAACAA
Aspergillus alliaceus is the source of this 764-nucleotide messenger RNA. RefSeq lists its product as uncharacterized. The transcript has a single exon. Lineage: Eukaryota; Fungi; Ascomycota; Eurotiomycetes; Eurotiales; Aspergillaceae. The record is from RefSeq and is a predicted model, not a curated record. The coding region runs from base 507 to 677 and encodes 56 amino acids.